Molecule: messenger RNA, 1644 nt
Organism: Oncorhynchus mykiss (rainbow trout)
Lineage: Eukaryota; Metazoa; Chordata; Actinopteri; Salmoniformes; Salmonidae
Gene: fam50a
Product: family with sequence similarity 50 member A
Biological process (GO): chromatin organization
Cellular component (GO): nucleus
Source: RefSeq, a predicted model, not a curated record
AAAACUGAUUCGCACACUACCCAGAAUGCACUUCACCGAGACCAUUUUCGGUUGUGUUUGUUAUGAUGCGAGGACAUUUCAGCAUCUAGCUACAAUAACGUUUCGCUCUACACUGUUAUAAAAACAGUGAUUAGUUGUUGUUUAGACAAGUUGUCUGUGACUGUAGCGUUUAGCUACUUUUUUUUCUCCAGAUUAUUAUUGCUGUUUGAUUCUCGGGAAGAUAUAGGCAUGGCGCAGUACAAAGGUGCAGCAAGCGAGGCUGGAAGAGCCAUGCAGUUGAUAAAAAAGCGUGAAAAGGAAAGAGAACAACUUUCACAGCUAAAGGAGAAAAUUGCUCAGGACAACAUGGUCAAGUCCAACAUAGACAAGAAGUUCUCAGCUCAUUAUGAUGCGGUGGAAGCAGAGCUCAAAUCCAGCACUGUUGGUCUGGUGACACUCAAUGAUAUGAAGGCCAGGCAGGAGGCUCUUGUGAAAGAACGAGAAAAGCAACUGGCCAAGAAGGAGCAAUCAAAGGAGUUGAUGCUAAAGCUGGAGAAGCAGAAGGAGAAGAAAAGAAAGGAAGAGCAGAAGAGAAAGAUUGCCAGUUUAUCCUUUAAUCCUGAAGAUGAAGAGGAGGAGAAAGAGGAGACUGAGGAGGAAGAGGAGGAGGAGGAGGAAGAGGACUAUUUCCCCGCUAAGAAGAAGAAGCUAGGGAAGAACCCAGAUGUGGACACCAGUUUCCUGCCAGACCGGGACAGAGAGGAGGAGGAGAAUCGGCUUCGAGAGGAACUGCGCCAGGAGUGGGAGGGAAAGCAGGAAAAGAUCAAGAGUGAAGAAAUUGAGAUCACGUUCUCCUACUGGGAUGGAUCGGGGCAUCGUAAGACUGUCAAGAUGAAGAAGGGCAAUACCAUGCAGCAGUUCCUUCAGAAAGCACUGGAGGUCUUGAGGAAAGAUUUCAGUGAGCUCAGGGCUGCUGGUGUCGAGCAGCUGAUGUACAUCAAAGAGGAUCUGAUCAUCCCACAUCAUCACAGUUUCUAUGACUUCAUUGUGACAAAAGCUCGAGGCAAAUCUGGUCCACUCUUCAGCUUUGAUGUCCACGAUGACAUUCGGCUGGUGAACGACGCCACUGUUGAAAAAGACGAGUCUCACGCAGGUAAAGUGGUGCUGAGGUGCUGGUAUGAGAAGAACAAGCACAUCUUCCCUGCUAGCCGCUGGGAGCCCUACGACCCAGAGAAGAAAUGGGACAAAUACACCAUCCGGUGAAAAUAUUGUCUUCGGGAUCUUUCUGGACACACAUUUUUUCCCCCAUGUUUUACUGUUAAUGUAUUGUCAGAAGCAUUUUACUUUCAGAUUGAUAAACUAUGUUCACUUUAAAUCAUUAAGUUUCUCUUCAUUGUUACUCCUCAACCUUUUUUUUUUUUCAUUUCCCCAAAGUGUUGUUGCCUAACAAACCAUAGUGAUUUCUUUACCAUAACAUAACCAUUCUGUUUAUGAAAUAUUACUGCUUUAAUUUCUAUGAAAAUGUGUGAUCCCAAAUCAUUUAAAAAUAACAAAAAACAAAACAAACCUACACUUGGACGCUGUUCACUGUGUUAAUUAAAUUCGAUCAACUUUACUAAUUUAUAUUAUUAAAAACAACAUUUUUAUUUGGCCUUGUUUAUUGUA